CAUCAUAAUCUCAGUAUAUCAAACCAAUAUGAACAUCCUUUGACAAUCUUUGCUAGUAGUGCAGAAUUGGAGAUACCUGAAGCUUCGAUCUUUACUUAGUAAUUCACACUCCUCUCGAGCGGGAAUCAAAGAUUCAGCCUUUUCUCUUUCUCGCUCCACUCUGCUUUUGUAGACAUGGCGACAACGGAAGAAGCGGAGAACCCAACAGCAGCAGGGAAGAAGGAGACUGUUAAUGAAGAAGGAGAAGAUGAUGAGCACGAUGCCAAAGAGAGGGUCCUGCAGAGAUACUUUUUACAAGAAUGGAAACUUGUCAAGUCCCUCCUCGACGACAUCGUCUCCCAUGGCCGCGUCUCCAACUCCUCUUCUGUACAAAAGAUCCGAUCCAUUAUGGACAAGUAUCAGGAACAGGGUCAAUUACUAGAGCCAUACCUGGAGAGCAUAGUUUCUCCUCUGAUGUUCAUUAUUCGUUCUAAAACAAUUGAGCUUGGUGUAGCUUCAUAUGAAAUUAUCAAAGUAAUCAAGCCUAUAUGCAUUAUUAUUUAUGCUAUGGUUACAGUUUGUGGAUACAAGGCAGUCAUCAAGUUCUUCCCGCAUCAAGUUUCUGACUUAGAACUAGCGGUAUCUCUCUUGGAAAAGUGCCAUGGCACAGCUUCUGCUACGUCAUUGCGGCAGGAAAGUACAGGAGAGACGGAGGCAAAAUGCGUGAUACUGUUGUGGCUUUCUAUCCUUGUGUUAGUUCCAUUUGAUAUCUCCUCUAUUGAUACUAGUAUUGCAAAUGAUAAAAAUCUUGGUGCACUUGAGCCUGCUCCUCUGGUAUUAAAGAUAGUAAAAUUCUGUAAAGAUUACCUUUCAAAUGCGGGUCCCAUGCGCACUAUAUCUGGAUUACUUCUUUCAAGGCUUUUAACUCGUCCCGAUAUGUCUAUGGCCUUUACCAGUUUUGUUGAGUGGACACAUGAAGUAUUAUCUUCUGGUGUUGAAGAUGCCUUGUCACAUUUCCAAUUACUUGGCGCUGUGGAAGCUCUCGCUGCCAUUUUCAAGUCCAGUGGGCGGAAACAGCUUCUGGAUGUGGUUCCUAGAGUCUCGAAUGAUGCAACAAUGCUGAUCAAGUCUGGUACUGCAGCUAGGAGCCCUUUGCUUCGCAAGUAUCUGAUGAAGUUAACUCAGAGGAUUGGUCUUACUUGUCUACCUCACUGUUCACCAUCCUGGCGUUAUGUGAGCAGGAUCCGCUCACUUGGAGAAAAUGUUCAAUGCAAUGAUGUAUUGACUAUCAGCUCUUCCAAAUCUGAAGAAAGCCCUGAUCUUCUGCCAGAAGAAGAUAUGGAAGUUCCAGAAAUUGUAGAGGAGAUAAUAGAAAUGCUGCUUUCUGGAUUGAGAGACACGGACACUGUUGUGCGUUGGUCUGCUGCAAAAGGUAUAGGCCGAAUGACUUCACGUUUGACAUCUGCCCUUUCAGAUGAGGUAUUGUCAUCUGUGUUAGAGCUGUUUUCACCAGGCGAGGGCGAUGGUUCAUGGCAUGGAGGUUGUUUAGCACUGGCUGAACUAGCUCGCAGAGGAUUGCUCUUACCAACUAGUCUUCCCAAAGUUGUACCCCUCAUUGUAAAGGCACUGCAUUAUGAUGUUCGUAGAGGUCCACAUAGUGUUGGGUCUCAUGUACGUGAUGCUGCUGCUUAUGUUUGUUGGGCAUUUGGUCGUGCAUAUUAUCACACUGAUAUAAGAAACAUGUUGGAACAGCUGGCUCCACACCUGCUAACAGUGGCCUGCUAUGACCGUGAGGUUAACUGCAGAAGGGCAGCCGCUGCAGCUUUUCAGGAGAAUGUUGGAAGACAAGGAAAUUAUCCUCAUGGCAUUGACAUUAUAAAUACUGCAGAUUAUUUUUCACUUUCAUCACGACGGAACUCAUACCUUCAUGUUGCUGUCAACAUUGCUCAGUAUGAAGGGUAUCUUUAUGCUUUUGCAGAUGAAUUGAUGUCUAACAAGACAUGUCACUGGGACAAAGGUUUGAGAGAACUUGCUACUGAGGCCCUUUCUGCUCUUGUCAAAUACGAUCCUGAAUAUUUUGCAAACUCUGUUGUGGAAGAAUUAAUUCCGAGUACCCUCUCAACUGAUUUAUACAUGCGCCACGGCGCAACCUUAGUGGUUGGAGAACUUGUCUUUGCGCUUCACCAAUGUGAUCAUCCUCUUCCCUCUGAAAAACAAAAGCAAGUUGCUGGUGUAGUUCCUGCUAUUCAGAAAGCAAGGCUGUAUCGUGGAAAGGGUGGAGAGAUAAUGCGAGCAGCUGUUUCUCGGUUUAUUGAAUGCAUCUCUCUAUCACGUCUGGCAGUAUCAGAAAAGACAAAGCGAAGCUUGCUUGAUACCCUCAAUGAGAAUAUGAGGCAUCCCAAUUCACACAUACAGAACGCUGCUGUUAGAGCCCUAGAACACUUUUUCCAGGCAUACCUUGUCUCCAGAGAUAAUGCAGGUGCAAGUAAUACAAUAUCAAGGUAUCUGGAACUGCUGACUGAUCAAAAUGUGGUGGUAAGAAGAGGAUCUGCAUUGGCAAUAGGGGUUUUGCCAUUGGAACUUUUGAUUUGUAGGUGGAGGGAUGUGCUUUUGGAACUUUGUCGCUGUUGUGAAAUUGAGGAAAACCCCGAGGAAAGAGAUGCUGAAGCUAGGUUAAAUGCUGUGAAAGGAGUUGUAUCAGUCUGUGAAACAUUAACCAAGGCAAAAGAAUCUUCCAGUAUUGUUUCUGGAGAGGAUGAUGUGUCUUUGUAUCAUCUGAUCAAGAAUGAAGUAAUGAAAAGUUUACUGAAAGCACUUGAUGAUUAUUCUGUUGAUAACAGAGGUGAUGUGGGUUCAUGGGUUCGUGAGGCUGCUAUGAAUGGUCUUGAGAAAUGUACAUACAUACUUUGUGUGAGGGAUUCUGUGGAUUCCAUUAGAAACUCACCCAGAGUUGAAUCUGCAAUGGAGUCGCCUUGUGACACUGCUGAAAAUAGCCACAAGCAGUCUUUUUUUGAUGUAAAUCUUGCUACCGCUGUGGUUGGAGGAAUUGUUAAGCAAGCUGUAGAGAAGAUGGAUAAACUAAGAGAAGCAGCUGCAAAGGUUCUACAAAGGAUCUUGUACAACGAGAAAAUUUAUGUUCCAAGUAUACCUUACAGAGAAAACCUAGAGAAUAUUAUUCCCAAGAAAGCGGAUUUGAAAUGGGGGGUACCCUCAUUUUCUUAUCCACGAUUUGUACAGUUACUUCAGUUUGAUUGUUAUAGUAGAGUUGUCAUGUCAGGGCUAGUUAUUUCAAUUGGUGGAUUGCAAGAGUCCUUAAGGAAGACAUCGAUGUCUGCAUUGCUGAAAUAUCUUCAAGUGGCUGAAAAGGCCAGAGAGCAUAUGUUAUAUACCGACAUCCUUUGGGUUCUCCAGCAGUACAAGAGACGUGACAGGGUCAUCAUACCGACUUUAAAGACAAUUGAGAUUCUUUUCAGCAAAAGGAUACUAUUGGACAUGGAGGAUUACACUCCAACCUUCUGUUAUGGUCUCCUGGGUUCCUUGGCGCUUGAAUUAAGGGGAUCUAAGGACUUCUCGAAGUUAUAUGCAGGCAUUGCAAUACUAGGAUAUAUUGCUUUAGUUUCAGACCCCAUCAACUCCGAGGCCUUCACUCAUCUCCUCAUCUUCUUGGGCCAUCGAUAUCCAAAGAUUCGGAAAGCUGCAGCAGAACAGGUUUACCUUGUGCUCCUGCAAAAUGUAAAUCUCGUUGCAGAGGACAAGACAGAGCAAGCCCUCGAAAUUAUAUCUGAAACUAGCUGGGAAGAAGACCUGGAAGCAGCAAAGCCUCAGAGGUUAGAGUUGUAUGAAAUAGUUGGCCUGGAAAUGGGACAACUCAAUACCUCCAAGAAAAUGCCAAACAAGGAUGCAGAGAAGAGGUCUACAGCCAAUGAUGAACAUUCAUCAUAUUCCUCAUUAGUUGGGUCAACAGGGUUUUGAGUUUUCCAGAUUGAAAGCUCAUUAUCCAAAUUUCAACUCAAUCUUGGUGUUAUGGUUUCUCUUUUCGAGGCCUAUGGAAAAACAGAGCGCAUGGAGCAAUUGGUAGACUAGAGAGUAUCUAUAUAUAUAUAUAUAUAUACUUUGUACUGUGGAGUGAAUGUGCCCUGUAAAAUUUGGAAAUCGCUCUUGAUAUGAGCUUUAUAGAUCAGAUACAUUACUGCAAGUUUGAUUGUUACACAAUGCAUUGUAGAGAAACCA
This is a messenger RNA of Tripterygium wilfordii, 4209 nucleotides long. Its product is annotated as tubulin-folding cofactor D-like. The transcript is spliced from 17 exons. Gene Ontology annotation, molecular function: beta-tubulin binding; GTPase activator activity. The record is from RefSeq and is a predicted model, not a curated record. NCBI's taxonomy places the organism in Eukaryota, Viridiplantae, Streptophyta, Magnoliopsida, Celastrales, Celastraceae. Bases 175 to 3951 code for a protein of 1258 amino acids. Gene Ontology annotation, biological process: tubulin complex assembly; microtubule cytoskeleton organization; post-chaperonin tubulin folding pathway.